GGAGGAUUCAGAAGAGCCUCCUGUUACUUUCAGCUAGCGUUGACUAUUUAAGUUUUCUUUUUAAACUCGUGUCGUUAUACUGUAUACUGUAUUUUGACCAGGAAAUAUAUCUGAACUAAAUUGUGGUUAAGACAUUAAAACGGACUAUUUUCUCAAGGCUUCUGAAACAAUUGGGUUGGAGCAACAAUGAGAAAGGGCUCAACCAUUCAGAAGGUAGCUCUACCUGGUCCCAAGUCAAACAAAAAUAAGAAAAAGGAUGAGGAGGAGGCAGUGGAUGCCGGUGGUGGAUGGGACUCUUAUGGGAAAACACUUAUCAAGCCCCCAGAUCAACUGGAGCUCACCGAGGCGGAGCUGAAAGAGGAAAUCACAAGGACCCUGACUGCAAACAACCCACAUGCUCCUCGAAAUAUUGUCCACUACAGCUUCAAGGAACGUUCCUUCAAGGUUACCACCGCUGUGGAUCAGUUGGCUGUUCUCUUUGAGAUGGAAGGAAAUCUUGUGCACAUAGAUUCUAAUGAGGGUCGUAAACUGAGGGCCAAGGAGGGUCUCGCUAAUGAGCCGGCAACAGUCAAAACGGAAGCUGAAGCUGAUGAGGAGGAGCCGGAAAACCUGGCCAUACCUGAAGAGGGUGAAAGGGAUGUGGAGGAAGUGGGAGAAGAGGACAGACCAGACAGCGUUGCCUCCAAAACUGGGACGAAGGAGCAAAAAGCUAUUAACCAGUUCAACUUCAGCGAGAGGGCCUCCCAGACCCUCAACAACCCCCCCAGGGAAAUGAGCUGCCAGACUGAGCCUCCUCCACGCAGCAUCUUCGGUGCCACUGUUAGUCAGUGGGAGAUCUAUGAUGCCUAUGUAAUGGAGCUGCAGAAACUGGAGAAAAACAAAGAAAAGCAAAAAACUCCAACUUUGAAAAAAGAUGUUGACAAAAGCAAGAAUAGAACCAUGCUGAUGGAAACUGCGAACGAUGACAUCACCAAAGUAAGAAAAGGGGCCAAGAUCCUUGAACGAAUGGUCCAUCAGAAUACUUUUGAUGACCUAGCACAAGAUUUCAAAUACUUUGAGGAUGGAUCUGAUGAGUUCAGGGACCAGGAGGGCACUCUUCUCCCCUUGUGGAAGUUUCAGUAUGACAAAGCAAAAGGACUGUCUGUCACUGCCCUCUGCUGGAAUAAGAAAUAUCCGGACCUUUUUGCUGUGGGAAUGGGAUCGUACGACUUAAGUUACCAUGGGCGUGGCAUGCUCGUAUUCUACUCGUUGAAGAAUUCUGCCUUCCCAGAGUACAUCUACCCCACAGAUUCUGGGGUAAUGUGCCUGGACGUCCACGAGCAGCAUUCCUACCUCGCGGCGGUGGGCUUCAAAGACGGCUGCGUGGCCGUCUACAACCUGAAGAGGGAGGGAUCUGCGCCUGUGUACAAGAGCACAGCAAAGACUGGCAAGCACACAGACCCAGUCUGGCAGGUCCGGUGGCGGAAAAAUGACAUGGACAAUAAACACAUUUUCUGUUCUGUGUCAUCGGAUGGCCGAGUUGUUUCUUGGGCACUCGUCAAGAAUGAGCUGGUCUUUACAGACAUUAUCCGACUGUCUCUGGUGGGACCAGAAAGUGCACAGCAGCUUGGCAACUUGGCCUGUGGUACAUCGUUGGACUUCCAUAAACAGAUUGACUAUCUCUUCCUUGUGGGCACAGAAGAGGGCAAAAUACACAAGUGCUCCAAAACCUACUCAAGUAAGUACCUGGAGACGUAUGAAGCCCACACCACGGCAGUGGAUGCUGUAAAGUGGAACCACUUCCACCCGAAGGUCUUCAUCUCUUGCAGUUCAGACUGGACCAUCAAGAUCUGGGACCAUACCAUCAACACUCCAAUGUUCACAUUUGAUCUGAAAGUACCUGUUGGUGACGUUGCCUGGGCUCCAUACUCCUCCACUAUAUUUGCUGCUGUCACAACAGAUGGACAUGUUUAUGUCUUUGACCUUAACAUCAACAAAUAUGAGGAAAUCUGCAAGCAGGCAGUGGUGGCCAAAAAGAAGACCAAGCUGACUCACAUCGAGUUCAAUCCCAUCCAUCCUCUCCUCAUAGUGGGUGAUGACCGAGGCAAUGUCAUCAGCCUCAAACUCUCCCCUAACCUCCGCAAGAAACCAAAGGUCAAGAGGGGUCUGGAUCCACUGCCGAAUAAUGAAAGGGAAGAAGCCAAGAUGGAGAAGCUCCUCAGUCUGCUGAGGGAACCAGAGCAAAGCACAGCUUAGCGCUGCGCGUCGUUCGUUCUCGUUCAUUCAUUCAAAAAAGAAGAGAUCUAUUUCGUUUAGCAACAGUAAAACACCAUCAACAUAACAGCAAAUAUUUCUAUAUCUUUAUUAAAAAUGUUUUUUGUCUCAUGUCUAUAUGAUUCAGUUUGAUUAAUCAAUGCAUUAAUGCUGCAGUACGUAAUACAUUUUAAACAAGCCACAUUAGAAUUUCCAUUCUGCAGGAAUUUCUUCACCUAUUCUAUACUCUGCUAGCUAACAGGUUCAGGUUAGCCGAGCAUCUCAUGCGGCGCUUCGACGGCAGCCUUCUAAAACCUCAUCUAUGGGUACGACUCGCGGCAGUGUCCGACUUAAGUUUGGCUUCGUAUUUAUUCGUUCUUCUCUCGUAAUUGGCGAUGGUGGACGCUCCGCCGGUUGAGUGGGCAUUUCGGCUGCCACCUGAGGGCC
This is a messenger RNA of Pungitius pungitius (ninespine stickleback), 2679 nucleotides long. RefSeq names its product dynein, axonemal, intermediate chain 1, paralog 2 (gene dnai1.2). Gene Ontology annotation, molecular function: dynein heavy chain binding; dynein light chain binding. Gene Ontology annotation, biological process: outer dynein arm assembly; cilium movement. The coding region runs from base 187 to 2235 and encodes 682 amino acids. The transcript is spliced from 20 exons. The record is from RefSeq and is a predicted model, not a curated record. NCBI's taxonomy places the organism in Eukaryota, Metazoa, Chordata, Actinopteri, Perciformes, Gasterosteidae. Gene Ontology annotation, cellular component: outer dynein arm.